UAUUUACAUUUACAGUUUGCUUGCCAAAAAUAGAAAAACGCGAACUUUGAUAAAAAUAGGAUAACACGAUGUUGAUCUUGUGUUUAUCUUUAAUCGUAACUUCUGCUUAUCUAGUGUGUGGACAAGUUCAUUCGUUGAGUUACCAUGGAAAUCAACUGAUGUUUUUCCACGAGAGAAAAACCUACGACCAAUCCCGUCUUGCUUGUCAACAAAUCAACAGCGAUCUUGUAAUUAUCAGAGAUGCGAAGUUACAAAACUUUAUAUCACCUUACUUGGAUUCUUCUAUCAAUGCAACGAUAUGGGUUGAUACAUGGCGUGUAGGUUAUUGGAUAGGUGGCACACGACAAGCAAAUUCAUCUACCUGGUAUUGGUGGGAUGGAUCGUUUCUAUCAUCACAACCUCCCAAUACAACUGGUUACAACAACUGGUUCGGGAUUGAACCAAACGGAGCCAUAUAUUACAAUUAUUGUAUUUUUGUGACACCUUAUUCCAAGAUGCAAGCUAGUGGUAAAACGUUCAACAAUAUCAAAGGAGGCUGGGUGGAUGACAGCUGUGACCAACUAAAAUAUUACAUUUGUAAAACAGGUCCCUAUUUCACCAACCCGUGCUUGAACAAUGGAAGUUGUGUUUCUUUAAGUGACAACUACAAAUGCAACUGUAAACCAGGAUUUGGUGGAAGUCGCUGUGAAAAAGACUUAUGCACAACAACGCCAUGUAAAAAUGGUGGAACAUGUAGCAUGGUUGGGAACAACUACACAUGCUCUUGUGUGAAAGGUUUCUUUGGCAAACAUUGUGAGAAUGAUAUUUGUUCGCCUUCACCCUGAAAUAACGGACGAACUUGUAUCAGGAUUUCGAAUCAUUAUAUUUGCUCCUGCCCGGACGGUCAUAUCGGCUCUCGCUGUGAUAUUGCUAACGCAAAUGAAAACAAUAACACACCAAGUUGGAGCUCUCCAAUUUCUAUUGCGUCUCUUGCGAUUGGUUUGUUUGGCAUUUUCGCUCUUCUGUUGGUUGCAUACAAGUUGAAAUCGGCAUCUCCACAACUAAAACAUCGUGACGACGAAAACCUACCCUGCCAAACUACCGAUCCAGCAGCACCAUCAACGACACGAUACGAGAACGUAAUACAACUUGGUGGUUGCAAACCAAAUUAUAAAGAACCAAAAGUAGAGGCUGUUUACGAAAUCUGAGACGAAGUAUAGCAGUGAUCGUGUAUUGCGCAAUCAUGUAGGAUAUAGACUUUAUUCGCAGUGUUGCUGAGUAUAAACGUUUUAACUUUGUGUUUAAUGGUGUAACUUUCUCCCAGAACGUAAAAUUUAGAAUAAUUUUUCCUGCUGCUCCUGAUUUACGUUAGUUCUCAAGUAAUUUAUCAAUGUUCAUAAUACUAACAGCCAACGUUGCAUAUUUUACAGCGUUUAAGAAUUUAGUGAAAUUCACAAAGAAUAUUUAGCGAUGACGAGGUUGAUAAUUUUAAGUUUACAACACAACGUACGAUCUGGGAGUUUUACGAUGCGCAUUUACCCACAUUCCUUAGUAAUUACUUAAUAGUUAAACGUGCCCAUUUAUUAGA
Molecule: messenger RNA, 1567 nt
Organism: Ciona intestinalis (vase tunicate)
Lineage: Eukaryota; Metazoa; Chordata; Ascidiacea; Phlebobranchia; Cionidae
Source: RefSeq, a predicted model, not a curated record